GGUUACGUUUGGUGUUGAUUCAAUACUAGCUGUUUACAGUUCUGACCUGUAGUUUCAUGAGACUAGUUUUGUUGUAGAUCUACAGCGUAUAUAGAGCUGAUCUACGUGCACUUUGCAAUUUGAAAGACUCCUUCUUCACUGCUGUUGUAUUCCUCGAAAUCACGGUUUUCUAAGCUACAACUUACUCCGUGUGUGACAACCUCGAAGAAGUGUUUUAGCAGACCCUCUGUCAGCACCUGGUAUUUCGAAAUGAACGUAUCCAAGAGAACACCGCGGAAUAGUGACAGUGACCCUCCCCGCCUUCAGGAGCGUGGCGUUGAAGGUCUAAGAAAUUUAUUGUCGAAGAACGCGUUAGCCCAGUCACACGUACCGCUGAAUCCAAAUGCAGCGUCAUUUGUUCCUCGCGUACUGAGAGCACCGGACCUACCUACGAAACAAGCGUCAGAUGGUGAUGUUGGAGCAUCAACUGGGUCACAGCCAUCAAGUCUAACUUCUACCAUAUCCUUGAGACAACUCCAGUCUGCGGGGAAUGCUCGUUGUCGUCUCCCGCCAAAAGGACCCGGAAGAGGCCGAGCACAGCCUCCAAACAUGGCUGGUGCUGGGAAUGGUGGAGCAUCAACAGGGCCGCCUACUACCGCAUAUGGACGAAUGACGUUGACUCCCACCGACCAACCUGGAUCUAAGCAGAAGAUGAGGGAUAGUGAUAGUGAUUCGUUGCAGAGUGCCUCAUUUCCAUCGAGUGAGUCGCCGUCCCUUCAGGCCAGAAAGAAGCCUGAAUCCAAUCGGUUUGCAGGGCUUCGGAGUGCGCUACUCGGCCUUGUAACUGAAAUACACGCCAAGAACGAAACCUUGAAAGAGAGGCAACUCCAGUCUGCGGGGAAUGCUCGUUGUCGUCUCCCGCCAAAAGGACACGGAAGAGGCCGAGCACAGCCUCCAAACAUGGCUGGUGCUGGAAAUGGUGGAGCAUCAACAGGGCCGCCUACUACCGCAUAUGUACGAAUGACGUUGACUCCCACCGACCAACCUGGAUCUAAGCAGAAGAUGAGGGAUAGUGAUAGUGAUUCGUUGCAGAGUGCGUUGUUCCCAUCGAGUGAGUCGCCGUCCCUUCAGGCCAGAAAGAAGCCUGAAUCCAAUCGCUUUGCAGGGCUUCAAGGUGCGUUACUCGGCAUUGUCAAUGAGGUACACGCGAAGAACGAAACCCUGAAAAAGGGCCAGUCCGCACUGUUUUCUGGACAUGUGCAAGUGAUGAGUAAGCCGAACAGGACUCCCACCGAACAACCAGGGCACAACCAAAGCUGAAGUACAGAUGUGUCCGGCCAGCCUGAAUCAGUAUAAUACGCAAAGCAGUGAUGUUAUAAUCUCUCGCCGGCCGAGCGGAGCGAGUGAGGCGAGAAAUGAUUUCUCGCGCACCAAAAUUGUUUUUCUUGCGAAUAUGGAAUCUAAUGUGUUCUCUUUUUGUUGCUGUUCUUUUUGUCUGACUCCUUCAGUCAGUGUUUUGUGCCUCACCAGUGUCUACACCCUCCCACCCUUCAUGUCUGCCCAUCUUCUUCCAUUUCUUUAUUGGCUGUAGAUAUGUUGUGCCUGUUUUCACGCUGCCAUGUUGCCACUUGGGGUUAUACACCCGGUUUUUUCCCUCAUUCGUGCGUCUGUCGGCGCGAGGUUUUUUUCCCGGCUGGCUCGGUCCAGAGAAAUUAAUCUGACGGUCCCAAGUGGUGCUUGUCCUGGCUCUUUUAUGUAAGCUGAAUGUACUCAUUCUUUCCUCCUGGGGUCUGUCCCCCUGUUGCUGCUCCUAGUUUUCUUCUGCAUCACGGUUCACGUCUGGCUGCGGCCUACUACCAUCA
Molecule: messenger RNA, 1841 nt
Organism: Sycon ciliatum
Lineage: Eukaryota; Metazoa; Porifera; Calcarea; Leucosolenida; Sycettidae
Exons: 3
Coding region: 250-1299 (349 amino acids)
Source: RefSeq, a predicted model, not a curated record